AUGAUCGGUGACAAUGAUCGCGACGCUGUUUCAUGUGAUGUUUUCACGCACCUUGACGCUCGGAACGUCCCGCGGCUCCAGCCCGACCAGCGCGCAGCAGCUGUAGCAGUAGAACAUGCGCGACGCGCCGCACCGCGAGCAUUUCAUCCGGCCGGCGCGCUGCGCCUCAUCCAGCGGCGCGUGCGACGCGAGCAGCAGGCCGCUCAGAGCGCUGCUCUCCUGAUCCGACAUGACCACCGAACAGAACCCGAACCCUCCACACACAACACAACAAAACACUACAACAAACCCACGUGUGCGGGACGCACCGGAAACACUACCGCGCCGGAGGAAGCAGGAAGAGCGGCGGGCGGUGUCCUAGCAACAGACGCGACGCAGAUGUUUGAGAUGGAGAAACAGACGCAACGCGCCGCGGAGAACAACAUCAUUUGCUCACUGGACGAAUUUAUUCAAUCUCAAGGACUGGUGGAUUGGCCGGUGACGUGUGAGGACGAUCUGGACGAGUCUUCCUCUCGUCUCUACCAGCGCUCUGAAGAAAUCUACGAAGAUCUCAAAGCCAGAGUCCCGUUUCCCAGCGGCGCUGCUGAAUCCCUGAAGAAACACCUGCAGACGCUUGAGACGAGAGUGAAGCUCCAGAACCAAAUCUUUACCCAGACGUCUGAUUAAUGCAUCGCUCUGUGCUCAUCAUAAACCUUUAAUGCUUUUACUUUAUUGAUAUUAGUGUCUCUCUGUCCAUCAGUUCUGGAUGUUUUGAUCAUUGAAAGGAAAGUGCAGUAGAACGGCAGCUGGAUGGGUGAUUCCUCUGUUAGAUCAGGUACGACGAAGUUAAAUUAUCCUGAGCUCAGCAUCACAAAUCAGAAAGAGCAGAUUAUAUAACUGUCCACAAAUGAUUGUUAGUUUCACAUGAUGCGAGUUACACUGCUGAGCGCAGUGUUUGUGAUUACAUGAUGGGCAUUAGAGUUAAGUGUUAUCUAGAGAUGAGCUCAGUCACCAAUAGGUGAUAAUGAUUUAAACACACAGACCUUCACAUGUGCAGAAAUGCAGCAGCUCCCUCUUGAGGAGAACACACCUCUGACCUGCUCAUUUCACUCGUUUUAAUUUUCUGGGUUACAUUUUAAUGGGUUAAUUAGCAUGUCUAAUCCAAAUAACAUUUGAACUGAAUCAAUCUUUUAAAAUGCAAUCAAGUGAAAAUAUAACAAUUCCUUUAUA
This is a messenger RNA of Labeo rohita (rohu), 1209 nucleotides long. RefSeq lists its product as uncharacterized. Lineage: Eukaryota; Metazoa; Chordata; Actinopteri; Cypriniformes; Cyprinidae. The record is from RefSeq and is a predicted model, not a curated record. The coding region runs from base 1 to 666 and encodes 221 amino acids. The transcript has 2 exons.